Molecule: messenger RNA, 3438 nt
Organism: Acanthoscelides obtectus
Lineage: Eukaryota; Metazoa; Arthropoda; Insecta; Coleoptera; Chrysomelidae
Source: the annotation of a GenBank genome assembly
GUGUAGGCAGCCUGCUUAAGAAAAUUAAAAUAUAACAAAUUAGUUGUAAUAAAUAACUACGAUGCAUACUAGUAAAAAAGUGUUUUUGUGCGUUGAAGCUUAAAUGUGCUUAAACAUGCGGGUGUAUCAGUAUAUGGCAGGAGCUGGCUCCAACUUUGGCAUGAUAUCAGUUGGCAUGCACUACGGCUGGUCCUCGAUAGCACUGCCAAAGCUGAUUAACGGAACUGAAACAAGUUUCACCAUCACUCCAGAGGACGCGUCAUGGUUAGCUUCGAUCGUCUCCUUAGGUUCACUAUUUGGAGACACGUUUGCUCUUUUGACGUUGGAUAAACUCGGAAGGAAGUUUCUUAUUAUAGGAUCAUCACUGCCAUUAGCUGUAUCUUGGUUGUUAGUUGCCAAUGCACAGUCUGUAGCUUUUUUGUAUAUCGGAAGGCUACUAGGUGGAUUAGCAGAUGGAAUCGCAUUCAGCGUGGUGCCUCCAUACUUAACCGAAAUCUCAGAUCCAGAAAUCAGAGGCUUCCUAGGUUCAACCUACCCUGUUACUUUACAUUUUGGCAUGCUUCUAAUGAACAUAUUGGAACUAAUCUUCUCCAUCCAGCUUUCAUCCUACUUAGCCUGUUUGAUAGGAAUGUCCACGUUGUUGAUAAUGCCUUUAGUACCUGAUAGCCCUUACUUCCACCUACUGAAAGGCAACGAAAAAGCUGCUAAGGAAAGCUUACAGAAAUUUACCGGAAAGAAAGACGUUUCGAAAGACUUGGAAAGAAUAUUAGAGGGUAUGCAAGAAGAAGGCGGAGCACAUCUCAACUGCUCUAAGGCUUUCUUUAGCCCACUUGCAAUUAAAGCGCUGAUGAUAUCUAUAGGAUUGAUAUUCCUUCAACAGAUGAAUGGAUUGUUAGCUGUCAUCAGCUACACAUCUAGUGUCUUUCAAGAGAGUAAAGACUUUCUAGAUCCUCAAGUAUCUAACAUUAUCUUCUAUUCAAUGCUCAUGUUAUGUGCGUUACUUGGCGCGUUUCUUGUUGAUAUCUUCGGAAGAAAAUUUCUCAUAUUACUGUCUUUAAUCUCAUCAACUAUUAUGUUGCUCAUAACAGGAGCUUAUAUAUACAUAAAAACUGAAACUAGCAUAGAUGUGGAAGGUAUGGGCUACGUAGAACUAAUUUCAGUAAUUCUGUACGCAGUCUCUGAAGGUGUAGGACUGAUAUUCAUCCCUCUGUUAGUAGUAAGCGAGAUACUUCCAACAAAUGUCAAAGCUGUUGGGAUGUUGUUGAUUAAUAUUUGUUUCGCAUUGACUUCAGCAACCGUCAUUAAGUUUUUUAGUUGGAGUUCUAUGGAGUAUGGGAUGUAUGUUCCCUUCUUUACUUUUGCGUUAUGUGGUAUAGCUGGUGUGAUAUUUGUGAUAUGUUUGGUGCCGGAAACCAAAGGGAAAACGUUGGAAGAAGUUCACAGAGCAAUCGACGGACAUCAUAAGAAUAAGAGCUAUGAUUUAGACUGAUAAACAUUUUAUUUGAAUAAGUAGUAGCUCAGGAAGUAUUCAUGUUUUUUUAAUGUGUGUGAACAAAAAAUAUCAUUUUUUAUAAAAUUUAUAAAAUUGACAGCUUAAAAGAUAUACGAGUAAGCAAUUUAAUAUUUAACACGUUCGCUGCCGAUGACUCCGAUCGGAGCCAAUCGGUGAUCUUCGCCAUGUGCCGAUGGCUCUGAUCGGAGUUAUCAAUUUCCGUGAGCAGUGAUACGAAUAAUCCUGGUUUCAAUGCUGCCGACUCCGAUAGGGGACAAUUUUUUUCUCCACCUUUUUAAAUUCGAUACCAAUAUAAAUGUAAGCUCAUGAAAUAUCUCAAACACAUUUUUGGAUGCGGUUUCAACCCUGUAGCACACAAAAUCUUUCCAGAAGGUUCACAAGUCUGCUUAGUGUCACUCAGCACGACGGCCCUUACGCCUGUUUAUGUUAUACAUUCCAUUCCUUAUCUGGGCACUUGUUCCCAGGAUGAACUUUCUUAAAAUGCGGGCGUGGCGCGCAUUACAGUUCAAAUACUGCGUGAAAUCCAUCGCUUCUCAGACCAAGUAGUGCGCAUUGUGGACCUAAUUACAGUGUUGAUGUGCUAUUGGGUGUAGAGUUUUGGUUACCUGUAAGCUGAGCAAUCACUGAGUAUUUCCUUCAUUCUGCUGUACUGCAUCGAUUGAUAGCUAUAUCACUUUUAUAUCCAUGAUCAUGAAUGUCGUAAGCACGUAAGCCAUAUUUAUAUAGAAGCUUUGAUCGUAUAGCCCUAGUUAUAAACAUUCUUUCAGCAUAUUCAUAAAUUACAACGAUGCUUUGAUUAUAUAUCCAUAAUGAUAAAGACGCUCUGAUCAUAUAUCCACAUUUAUAAAGAUGCUUUGAGCAUAUAUCCAUAUUUAUAAGAUGCUUGAAUUAUAUAUUCAUAUUUCUAUCAAUGACUUACGGACUCAAUAAUUGCGGAUAAGGAUAGGGAAAUUAGGUGGCUCAUACAGGGGUGACGCCUCGCCUCCAGUCUCUGGAGGUUGUUAUGGGACUUUCGGUACCCGAUUGCUGGGUUUAGGUGGUUACGUUCAUUACUGCUCGGUUUCCUCUAUCAGGGGAAACGUCGGAGCGCUUGGAAUGUUGACAAGGUGGCCUUUGGCCGAAGUGGCGUCCUAGGUCUGAAUGACCGCUUAACCAUCUUCUCUUGGUAAUCGCUGGCAUCUGAAUGUAUCUCAUGGCAGGAUGUGCGAAGGGAUUGUUAUUCUAAGGCUUGUCAUCUUGCUCGGUUAUCUCUGAUUAAGAGGUAAUCUCGGAGCCUUUGGGUAUUGACGCAACGGCCGUUGGUCAACGUGAUAUCCUGGAUCCUGGACUGCUUUUAGUAACAGUUGUUAAACUCAGCAUAUUUGUCUAUACGCCUGGAUAUCACAUAGGUGCUUAAAACUAUGUUGAUCACAUAUGCUACUGUGUGCUGAAAAUUGGCUAAGUGGAGGACUGUAUGUCCCAGGUACUGUGUGUCCCAGAGUGGUGCCCCCGCUCUUAGGGUCUGCGGACCAGUAUAUGAUAAAUUAAAAAUAAAUAACGAUGAAUUGGUACCACUACGAAUAAUUAAUGUAUUUCUAAGGUAGUGCAUGUUAUGAUCGGUUGAACAUGGGAGGUACUCAAGUCAUUUUUCUAAAAAUAGAUAUUGGCCCCGACAAUCCGACCAUAUCGCCCUUAUCGCUUGCCAAAGGAUGAUAACUCGUUGCCGUUCCGCCACCAUGUAAGGGGCUUUAAUAUUACCCUGACAUUGUUGCCCAUAUCAAUUGCUUACUUACCCUUGUAGUAAAAAUGAAAUGAUACAGGGUGGUACUUCGAAGGGUUUUCACGUUUAUUGUUAUACUCUAUUAUUAUCAUAUCUCGUGCUUAUCCUAUAUAAAUAACUAAACAUGAUUACAUAUACCAAUAUUAGUCUGAUUGGUGAAAAAAUG